AUGGCCUCGCCGCGCGCCUCGCGGUGGCCGCCGCCGCUGCUGCUGCUGCUGCUGCCGCCGCUGCUGCUGCUGCUGCCCGCCGCCCCCGCGACGUGGGGCCAGUCGCCCUCCCCGGGCCCCGGCGCGCCGAGCGGGACGCCCCUCGCCGGCGCGAAGCUGGAGCGGCGGUCCGAGACGGGCGCCGAGCGCGAGCUGCAGGCGCGGCCGCCCACGCCGCCCCGGGAGCGCCGCGCGCCCGAGACCUCCGGCCCCCGCCACACGGCCCCGGGGCCGGGCGCCGCGACACAGCGGGGACCCUUGGGCUGGUCCCCCCGAGGCGGGAGCGCGGCUACUGUAAGGGACCAUAGGCCAGAAAGUGACACUGAACUCCACAUAGAAAACGUCACCGUUAAUCACAAUCAAGUGGACUUUUCAACAGUGGCCUCCAAAGAGGGCGUGAAGGCUCAGACCCCCAGAAAGAGCCAUGCUUCUUCAGAUGCCCCAGAAAACUCUACUCUACAAACUGCAGCAGCACAUGCUGAAGGAAGAAACAACUCUUCAAGGAGAACAGAUUUCGCCAUUUCCUCUGUUGGGCCUGAGAUAGCAACAGCUCUGACUUCCCACAGCAGCACCGUAGCCUGGGGAAGACGGCACCUGCCAUCCAGCAGUUCAAGGUCAGAAGGAAGAACAGCCCCUUCUCACACGGACAGCGAGAGUGGAACAUCGUGGGGUUCCCUGGUAAGAGGGAUGGGGCUCCCAGAAGAAGUGACUGUGCACACCCAAGUGGCUGCCACUUCGGUUUUGAGCCAAUCCUCUCUUCCUGCUUUGGAGAUGGGAGAAGAGACCACACCCUUCAGGAAGAGAAAUUCCUUGGGACCAGAGCCUUCCUGGCUCCAUUUGUCCAGAGCGCCGGCUUCCUCUCCUCCCUCAGAUCAUUCCACAUCUUCUAAAAGUAUGGAGGAGCUAAACAAAUCCACUGCUCUCCAGAGCCCCUCAGUCAGUUGGAUAAAGCGUGUGCACGUUGCCACCACAUUCCCCGAUGGUGUCCCAAGGACACUCCAGUCUUUGACCGUCAGUCCAGGACCUCUAAAUGAGACAGAGAGUUUCCCCAUGGACUCUGAAAUUGCCACGACUUCAGCAUCAGUCAAUUCUACACCCUCUGAGGCAGAAUUGAAAGGAAACAGUGAAGUAAUCAGCAAUCCAGGGGAUGGGAAAUUCAUCGAGCCGUCCACAAAAAAUGGAUUUGGCCUUACGUCAUCCGAGGUCUCGGUGGGAUUUUGGCAAAAUGAUUCCCCAACCUCCAGAGGACACCAGCUUGCCAGCAGCUCUGACGCAGAGAACAGAAGCCGCGUGUCUCCGACUGAGACUGUGUCUGGGUCCGUCCCAUUGGUCACAGGUGGAGAGAGCACGGCACGCUCGUUCUUGAUCGACAGCAAGACAUUCACAGACGCGACAGGAAGCUCUACUUUCUAUCCUGACGUUGUGAACGCUUCAGUUUUGACUCAGUUCUCAGCCUCUGCCCCACAGAGUAGAGGAAGCGACACGGCGCUGGGUGAUAGGAGUUACUCUGAGCCGGCCACCGAGUCUUUGUCUUCACCUUCCUCAGAAAGCCCGAAUUCCUCUGCACCUCGCGGUGAACGCUCGACCACUGAAGACAGUCCAGAGCUGGGAGUCAUUUCCGAGGCGCAGGAGGGGACUUCCGAGGGGACGUCUGGAGCCCGUGCUCAUAGCCCGCACACUUCAGCCACUUCCACUGGAAACGGAGAGCGCACGCUGCGGUCUCUCACCAACGGGAGCACAACUCCUGGGGAAGCGGGGCGCUCUGUGGCAGCGCCCAGAGAAACAGAGACUGCCACUCAGCAGGGGAAUGUGACCGUGACUGGUGACGCCCACCUGGUCUCGGGUUCACUGGCGGCCUCGAGUGCCUUCGGAGUCACUGGAGAUAGCUACGAUCCAGUGAGUGGCACAGACGUUGAAGAGAGGAGUUCUAGCGACCACACAGACCACACCUAUGUUUCAUCUACUUUCGCCAAAGGAGAACGGGCAUUGCUCUCCAUUACAGACAACAGUUCAUCCUCAGACAUAAGGGAGAGUUCAACUUCUUCUAUUACGAUCUCAAACUCAUCACAUUCAGACUAUUCUUCCUCUUCUCAGGCUCAGACUGAGCAAAGUAAUGUCUCAUCCUAUGAAGGGGAAUAUGCUCAGCCUUCUACUGAGUCACUAGUUCUGCGUACAGCCAACCCUCCGUCCUACACACCCACCAUUAAUAUGCCAAGCACUUUGGUUCUUCUGAACACUAGUACUGGCUCACUUGGUGACUCAUCGUCUUCUUCAUCAGGGUCCCCUUUGCCUCUGCCCUCAGUGUCACAAUCCCACCAGUUGUUCUCAUCCACCUUACCAUCAACCAGGGCCUUCACUCACCCACUGGAGUCCACUCCUGGUGCGCCCACACCGUUGUCUUCCUCACCACCACCUUCACCGAUACCCCUGACAGCCUCUACCUUUGCCUCGCUGUCUGUCUCCCAGACAACCCUACCACCUUCAUCUUCUACCCUGGUGCUGCCCGCAGCAAGGGACCCUCCUGUGACUUCAGUUUGGAUGUCUACAAUAGCGUCUGUGUCAAUGCUCCCCGGUAGUCAAACAGCAGAUCCUAAGAACCAGAGCAACCGACAGCAUGAGCAAAUCAUUACGGAAUCAAAGCUAGAGACCCUGGAGUCUCUGCCCACAGAGGCCACCAAAGCUGUGACAGUGAGGUCUACUCUGGGGAUCCCUAUGCCUCCGGCCUUAACAGAGUCUUCCACUGAGCAAACCCUUCCAGUCACAAGCACCGGCAUAGCCCAAAUGUCUCCAGCUUUGACAACCACCACUCUCGAGACCUCUUCUCCCCCUGUGACCACUCCCAGGCCCCCAUCGAACACAGCAGCUGUGACGGCUGGCCCCACAGCAGUACAGACUACAGCCAGAAAACAGCUCUUGCCAACCAGUCCUGAAACUGUAGCACCACAAAUCUCGACAGAAGGUCCUGUCACCACAAAAAGGAGCCAAGUCUAUAUAGAUGCUACCACCCAAUUGGUCUCCCUGACCAGUGUACCCACCUCAGCAAAAGAAUUGACCACAGUGCUUGGCAUUACAGAAGAGUACAGCCCGACGUCACAUUUCCUCAGAACAUCUCCUUCUCCCGAAACCACAGACGUUUCUACCACUGAAGUGCUGACUCCUAAAUCUACCACCUUCGCUGCUCAGAGCAGCACGCAGCCACCAACAGCAUCGUCAUCUCCAGCCUCAGAUGUGAAUGAAUGCCGCUCGAACCCCUGCCCACCCCUGGCCAUGUGCAACAAUACUCAGGGAUCCUUCACCUGCAAAUGCCCGGUUGGGUAUCACUUGGAAAAAGGAAUAUGCAGUUUGGUCAGAACCUUCGUGACAGAGUUUAAAUUAAAGAAAACGUUUCUUAAUAUCACCAUGGAAAAACAUUCAGACCUACAUGAAGUUGAAAAUGAGAUCACCAAAAUAUUAAAUGUGUGUUUUUCAACAUUACCUGGUUAUACCCGAUCCACAGUUCAUGCUUCUAAGGAGUCCAGCGCAGUGGCUGUGUCACUACAGACCACCUUUUCCCUGGCCUCCAACGUGACUCUCUUUGACCUGGCCGACCAGAUGCAGAAAUGUGUCAACUCCUGCAAGUCCUCUGCUGAGGUCUGCCAGCUCUUGGGAUCUCAGAAGCGGAUCUUCAGAGCAGGCAGCUUGUGCAAACGGAAGACUCCGGAGUGUGACAAAGAGACCUCCAUCUGCACUGACCUGGACGGCGUGGCGCUGUGUCAGUGCAAGUCGGGUUACUUUCAGUUCAACAAGAUGGAUCACUCCUGCCGAGCGUGUGAAGAUGGAUAUAGGCUUGAAAAUGAAACCUGUAUGAGUUGCCCAUUUGGCCUUGGUGGUCUCAACUGUGGAAACCCCUAUCAGCUCAUCACCGUGGUGAUCGCAGCCGCAGGAGGGGGGCUCCUGCUGAUCCUGGGCAUUGCGCUGAUUGUCACCUGUUGCAGAAAGAAUAAAAAUGACAUCAGCAAACUCAUCUUCAAAAGUGGAGAUUUCCAGAUGUCCCCGUAUGCUGAGUACCCCAAGAACCCCCGCUCACAAGAAUGGGGCCGAGAAGCGAUUGAAAUGCAUGAGAAUGGAAGCACCAAAAACCUCCUCCAGAUGACGGAUGUGUAUUACUCGCCCACAAAUGUAAGGAAUCCUGAACUUGAACGAAAUGGACUCUACCCGGCCUACACUGGAUUGCCGGGGUCACGGCAUUCUUGCAUCUUCCCCGGACAGUAUAACCCAUCUUUCAUCAGUGAUGAGAGCAGGAGAAGAGACUACUUUUAAGUGCAGAAGACAGAGGGCCCCAUUGCUCUGAGCGAGUUGCCCGGGACCUCUGUUGCUCAGAGGACUGCACAAGGUGGGAGCACCAAACACUGGCUGCUCCCACGGUUUGUGGAGCCGCACUUGAGUGGCAGGCAGAAAGUGGGACAGGCGUGAGGGGCGUUGACCACAGUGGAAGGGGGCAGAUGGAACCUGUGGACGAGGAACUGCAGGCUGCUCUUUCGGCACCUUCGUUGUUACUGUGAAUGUGAACGUGGGCCAGUACCGGGAGAGUCUCUCAAUGACGCGGCAUGGACGCUGGCUCAAGGGUGACUGUUAGCGAGGGCAGAUCAUUAGGCAUCACGGCAAGAACCCAGUUUUUCCUUAGUUUGCACUUUAGUAAAUUGAGUAGGGAGGUCUCUCUUGGGAUCUUUUUUCAAGACUGUUCCAGAAAGAAGGCCUCUUUUCCUGAGACACUUCCAUAGGCCUCAGUUUGGUGAUGAAUUUACAGCAAAAUACUGGCUCUUUAGUUUUCCUGCCUAGUACCUACAAGCUAACCCACAGCUGAUGAUGAUGAUGAUAAACACACCACUAAGGUUUGGAGAUGCUGUAGGUUAACGUACAGUAUUUUCAUAUGUUUCUAGGUCUUCUUGUGCUACAGUUUCCAAGCCAACCCCCAAAAUGAGGAAUUGAAAUUUGUGGGGCACAGCACACAACUCCGGUUUGUUUUUGUAGUCAAGGUGACACAUUUAUUUAAGAUUCUUUUUUCCCUCUGCAGUUAAAUCUCACUUUUUCAAAAAAGUCUGGAUCAGGGCAAAGCGGCUUCCAUUUGGUUUUCGUUCGAGGCCGCCAGCUGCCCCGUGGUGAGGCCCAGCAGGCAGUAGCCAGCACUGGCACUGGGCGAAGGCCCUGGUGGAAGAUUUACAGAGCUGCAGGCGUUGGGGCACUUUGCAUCCCCUCCAUCUUUGAGGCUGAGGCUGCUCUGUAUGGAGUAGAAAUGGAAAGCUGAAUGCAGGUUGGGUCUGAGCUAGUAGUUCACCACUAAAGGAAAGGCAGCAUGGUGUAGUCGCUGCAGCUGAAUGUGGUUAGAGGUAUGGGCAGACUAGGCUAGUUCGAUUUCCUGAAACACCAGUGCUUUAGGAAGCUGUGCGCCUUCCUGAGGAAGAAGAGGGAGCUGGGGUGGAGCCACACGGGAGUCUGCUCACCUGCUAGUGCGCCAUCUUGAUUGUAUCCCUGAUCUCGUCCUCACACUCAGUGUAAACUUUCAGCUGACCGCUCAAAGCUAUUUAUUCAUUGAAGACAUAACUUAUUUGCUCUCAUCCAGUGGUUUGUACCUCUUUGUACUACUCCUUAGUUCCCUCCAGAAACAUGGUUAUCAUUCAAGUCAGCCUUGGAGAACUGAAGACUCCUGGCCAGUUAGGGAGUCGAAAGUCUGCCUUUGGGAAGGGAAUUCCCUGGGUCUUAUUUAUUAUGCCUGUGACGUGGGUCCUGUGAGGGGGGCGUAUCCAAUGCUCAGUGUCUUUAACUGCUUCUUGUGGAACUGUGAUUGUUCUUGUCAUCUCGUCAUCUGCUUUUGAAACAUCUUGGUUUGGGAUGAAGUGAAGAGAACACAGAUAAAAGAAUUGUUCCCACCCUGAGGCUUUGGAGCUCGGUGGCACCCACGUUUCUGGAACUGGUGCAGCCUUUGGGGACAGUUCUGUCCUGGGCGUGGUUGUUUCUUCGACGUUCUCUAAUCUCUUCAGAAUGUAUCUAAUCCUUAUUCUUAUGUAAUCCUUGUCCUAACAGUUGUAAGUACAAACUCCUGUGUCCCAUGGUCUCCGAGUCACUGCCACCCUGCUACAGCAGGAAUGCUAGUCAGAUGCAGUGCCUCUUGAUGGUUCAGUUGCACUCAUCUCAUGUGAUAGAUACAAAAAGAACUCAGUUUUUGUCAGUGGAUGCCCACUUAAAAUCUCAGAGCAUCACCUUUUUGAAAUCUUGGGUCUCGCAUCUCUCUGUGGAACCAAACAGCUCUUUGUGGCUCACGGCCUUACAUCUCACUGGAGUGCUCGAGCUCCUGCACUCAGCCCACUGAGCCAGCCGACUUGGAUCCCUCAUGAGGUGGCCUAGCUUCCAGGCUCUUGACGCUGAUCCUGGCUCAUCCCCAGGACCCAGAGCCACGGCGGGGGGCUGUUCCUGGGCAUACACGUCUGCCACCUUCAGCUGACCUCAUAGCUGCCAAAUCGUCUCCUAUAUCAGGGCCAGAAGCUAGAAGCUCCACAAAUGAAGUGUCUGUCCCAAAAGCAUUCUGGAGAAGAAUCCCAAAGUCCAGAAAGAGUCCUGUGAGUUCCAAGAAUGCUUUCCUGUGAAUGGGUUUUGUGCAUAUGAAGUGGAUUAAGAAUGUUGUUUUGUGCGUGUGAAGUGGAUUAAGAAUGUUGUUUUUCUUUCACUGUGAAAAAAGGAGGCGCUCUGCAAGGUUGAGUUCACAUCAUAGCUGCAAUUUCUAGGAGGCUCGUGGGUCUGGGGAACAUGCAUCUAAGAAGGCCUGGAAACAGCAUGACUCUUAGCCAGUGCCAGCUGCCCGCCCGGGGUGAGGAAGGGACAGGCGAGCUUCACUCCUGCUUGGGGUUCAUACCUCCAGAAGAGUCCUGCCUGGGCCGAAGGGAAACAGCUGUGGGACAGCAGCGUCUGGACUGUAGGGACAGGGUUGGGUGCACCCAUGGCAAGCAGAAACUCUCAGCUCUGGCCCAGAUGCUCAGUGUAGCCCCCACACCUGGAAUGUGUGAUUCAUGAACUCAGAAGUGCCACAGUCCUGCGUUGGGGCCCCAUAGCUGGGGGAGGGUGGGAAGAAGAGAAAAGUGACACUUAACUGCCCAUGAGACACUGAAACUUCUGUAGGGAAGAGCAGGCCCAAAUGGACCCAUGUGUCCCAUAACAUACCAGAACACAGAGACUCAGAGCAAGGCGGUGCUGGCCUGCUGGCCUCCCAGCAUCUGUGGGUUUUGUUUAAGCUCCAGAGGGUCUUAUUUCUCGUGUCGUCUCCUCUUUGCCCACGAGCCAGCCCAGGGCACUGGAGACAAUUUAGGAAGUCUAAAUAGUCCCACCUAGCAUCUCGCAUGUUUCUCCCGCGGCCCGGUUCUGUGCCAGGGACUUGGCCUCACUACACCCUUGUGAGGAGGGCAUGAGAGUGCCUACUUCUCAGACGGGAACGUUCAGAGAGGAUAAACAUCUUGCCUUGCAGAGCCAGGAUUCAAACUCUUCUGCCUGGCUUGCACUUCCCACUGUACCUCCCUGCCUCACCUUCCUGGCAGAUGCCCCACCAUCCAGUGUACUUUAAAUAUCAAAGAGGGCAUGAGAAAGUGGGCUUAAAAUGUUUUUUUAAAGAAACUUAAUUUUAUUAAGCAGUAACUAAACUAAUAACAUGAAGUGCAAGAAAUUGUUAAAUCCCCUUUUGAAAAAGUCCUUUAGGUUUGUUGUUACAUAUAUUUCUUGAACGCUUGUGUCAUCAUUAAGAAAACAGUGGCUGGCUCAUGUUUAGCAAGAAGCAUCUUGGUACAUAGCUUUGAACGUAGGAGGUGUAAGGUGAUGACCUGGGUUUUUGACAAACACAGCCAGACUUAGACGUCCCUCUGAGGGCUGCUUCACCUGGUUGCCGUGGUAGGGCCGUGGCUUCCAUAUAUUGGAAGCAUAUUUUCAUGAACAUUAUCAGAGUCAGGAACAUAUUCAGUCAAAUGUCUUAAAUGCUGACAAAUCUCCCCCUUUGCCAAAAGUUUAUCUUCAGAAGCAGCUGAGUCGUUUAGAGCCAAAAUUUCUGAAUAGAUAGUGUCAUCAAGCUGGCUGAUAGCAAUGGAGGUCAAAAACUAAGACGUGACUAUUAGGUUUUUGAAGAGGUAACUCUUAAAGUUGGCCCAAAUGGGAGGGCAGCAUCUCUGCAAUGCAAGACUGGAUGGCUGCUGAAGAAAGUGUCUUUGAAGGAUGAUGUAUUUAUCCAGAUGUGAAAGUUCCCAGAGCAGACACGUUAGGGUCAUCCUUCGCACGUGGCUUUUGGGGGCCUCCAUUAAGCCGUUGUGCCCCCUGGUGAAGUGCCCGGGUGCCCUGUAACUCUGUGAACUUUGCCUGAAGAAACUAGAGCUGUCAGUCCAGUUGCUUCUGGCUUAGUUUAGCCUAACAAGCCCAAAACUAGGAUUUUGACCCACAGUUCCAAAACUAGGAUUUUGACCCACAGUUCUAAGAUACACUGAUUUUGAAAGUAGAGCACUUCUUUGGAGAGAGGAACAAUGCAAAGUUCAGUAUUUCAGUAUUUUGUAUCUUAUUUAAAACUACCCUUAAUAUCAGAGAUAUUUUUUCUAUAGGAAAACUUUUGUGGGGAUUAGAAGGGACAUUUCGUUUCCUCCUUGACAAAGCAUCAUUCUGAGGUUCUUGUGUGCAUUUUUAUACGGUUUUGUAGAGUUGGCUUUUGAAUAUGUGUUCUUUUUUCUUUGUCUUUUCUUAAAUCCCCAGAGAAGGAAACUGAUUAAAAUAAUAGGAACAUUAAAGUAUUAAAUGUCAGUUAAUUUGUUGUGCUAAAGUAUCUUUUCAGUAGUGUUACAAUCCAUCCUAUUUGGUUUAAACUGCUCACAGAAAAGCCUGGGAAACCAAAGGGGACAAUUAAGGUCUGGAAAGAGAUCUUAGACUGGCUCUCUCCUCUUGGCAUUUUUAAAGAGGAGAUUUCAAAGGAUUUGUGUAUUAGAUUCUGGCUUUAUCAGGGUUUUUUUGGACACAUAAUAAUGCACUUUAGGUGCAGAGUUCUUGAGUAGGAAGGAUGGGACCAGACAGGGAUGGGAUGAAACCAGUCUACCUGGGAAACUAACCUAGGUUUCUGUAUUACCUGGCCUGUUUUCUUUAAAAAAAGACCUUUUAUCAAGGGUUACUGUGAGUUUUGUUAAUGUUUGUGUUGCUGGAUUUAUGGUUAAAUGGAGCAUGUAGCUGGAAUAUUAACUUUCUGAGUGUUCACGUUGUCCUGGAUUUCUCUUCGCAAACCUUUAAACCUUACCCCCUGGUUGACUGUGUUAAACCCAUUAUGAGAAUGUUAUUUAAAGUUGUAUUAUAAUUGCAACCUCCACUAAUUAUUCAGUACUGUAGCAGCAAAGUAUUAUUUGUAAGAAUUCGGUUAUUUUUAUACUUAUAUCCACUAUAAGUCUGGCGUUCUAGUCAGUAAAAUGAUGCAAUAAAAUAAAUAUUUUCAUCGUG
Messenger RNA from Diceros bicornis minor, 9519 nucleotides. RefSeq names its product heart development protein with EGF like domains 1 (gene HEG1). The record is from RefSeq and is a predicted model, not a curated record. Gene Ontology annotation, biological process: heart development. Gene Ontology annotation, molecular function: calcium ion binding. NCBI's taxonomy places the organism in Eukaryota, Metazoa, Chordata, Mammalia, Perissodactyla, Rhinocerotidae. The coding region runs from base 1 to 4338 and encodes 1445 amino acids. The transcript is spliced from 17 exons.